GCUUCCUGAGCUUGUAUUUGGUGUGGCUCGGCUCGGUUCGGUUUGGCUCGGCCCAGAACAGCCCAACGGCAGCGGCAGCAGCUGUAGAGAGAACCCGCAGGGAGGAACCAUGGCGGCGCCAGCGCUCUCCGGUCGGACCGGCUCGGCGGGCAGCCUCGGGAACAGCCCCACAUCCACGGCCGCGGGGAGGCUGCCCCAGGGCGGCUCCGGGCCCGAGCUGGACUUCAGGUCCGCGGCCCGCAUGGAGGACCUGAACCGGCUCAUCCAGGAGUUCAGCAAGCACGACCAGCGGGAGUACGACGACCAGCGGGCUCUGGAGAUCCACACGGCCAAGGACUUCAUCUUCUCCAUGCUGGGAAUGGUUCAGAAACUGGACCAGAAGCUCCCAGUGGCCAAUGAGUACCUACUCCUUUCUGGAGGUGUUCGGGAAGGUGUGGUGGACAUGGACCUGGAUGAGCUUAGCGUCUACGCCCGCGGCACAGACUACGACAUGGACUUCACUCUACUGGUCCCCGCCCUUAAACUCCAUGACCGGAACCAGCCAGUGACCCUGGACAUGCGGCACUCGGCGCUGGGCCACUCCUGGCUCAGCCUGCGGCUCUUUGACGAAGGAACCAUCAACAAGUGGAAGGACUGCUGCACUAUCGUCGAUCACAUCAACGGGACCACCAACUACUUCUUCUCCCCAACACUAGUGGCCGACUGGUUCUACCAGUCCAUAUCUCUUGUGCUGCUGGAGGUGCAGAAGAAGCCACAGAGAGGGAUGCCGAGGGUGGAGAAGGUGGAUCGGAACGGGACCAUCAUCUCCGUCAUCCUGGGGGUCGGCAGCAGCCGGAUGCUCUACGACAUCGUCCCGGUGGUGUCGUUUAAAGGCUGGCCUGCGGUGGCCCAGAGCUGGCUGAUGGAGAACCACUUCUGGGACGGGAAGAUCACCGAGGAGGAGGUGAUCAGCGGCUUCUACCUCGUCCCCGCCUGCUCCUACAAAGGCCGCAAGGAGAACGAGUGGCGGCUGUCAUUCGCCCGCAGCGAGGUUCAGCUGAAGAAGUGCAUCUCGUCGAGCCUGAUGCAGGCGUACCAGGCCUGCAAGGCCAUCAUCAUCAAGCUGUUGUCCCGGCCCAAAGCCAUCAGUCCCUACCAUCUGCGCAGCAUCAUGCUGUGGGCCUGCGACCGUCUCCCAGCCAACUACCUGGCUCAGGACGACUUCUCUGCCCACUUCCUGCUGGGCCUGAUUGACGACUUGCAGCACUGUCUCGUCAACAAGAUGUGUCCCAACUACUUCAUCCCUCAGUGCAACAUGUUGGAGCACCUGUCCGAUGAGACGGCCAUGCUACACGCCCGCAAACUGUCUUCGGUGCGCUCUGACCCGGCCGAGCACCUCCGCACCACCAUCGAGCACGCCAAGGCUGCCAACAGGUUGACGGUGGAAGUGCAGUGGCGAGGCAGCUCCACCAACCUGCCGUCGCCGCAGUCCGACGCCGGCGGUGAGAACCAGCCUGACGAUCGGCUCGCCAAGAAGCUUCAGCAGCUGGUGACGGAGAAUCCCGGGAAGUCCAUCUCGGUGUUCAUCAACCCGGACGACGUCACGCGGCCGCACUUCCGCAUCGACGACAAGUUCUUCUGAGACUGAGACGUUCCCCUCCCCUCUCCUUCACCCUGUGCCCCCUGCCUCUGAAACUUUCUUUUUUUACUUUUUUUAUGUUUCCUGCCACAAAGUGAAGUGAUUGUCUAGUAGUCUGCCACAGUUUCUUAUUUUUAGUUUUAUUUUUCUACUCCCUUCCCCUCUGCCCUGGUUUUUCACUGUGUGCCCUGUGUUUUUUACCUUCUCAAUGCCUUUUAAACUGACAGCUUGUUCUUAAAACUGAAGGAAGGGACUGAAAUCCACCUCAUGGUCUGAGGGCUGGUCCUGGAAAAAUGUUGAUACUUAUCAGGGAUCCUGGAAAAGAGACAUUAACAAACAUCAAUUUCCUGAAUAAAUCCGAUUUAUUUUGGGUUCUCUUGAUUGGAGCUCCGUUGUUGAGUGAAUAUUGAAACGGGGCAGAAGUUGUUGUGUUGUCUUGGAACCAGGAGUGGACCCGGCAGAGAUCCCUGUGAUGGUGGAUUCAGUCCCUCCGAGGAAUGUCUUGUCCCUGCUGGGGGAUGACGGUACUAAAGUCUUAGAAACUAACUGUAAAUAAGUAGAAGAAAAACUGACUGAAGAGUGUAGACGGACGGAAAACAUACUAAUGUUAAUUUGUGGGCUACUUUUUGUCUAAUUUUGCACAGAAUGUAAAAAUCACCUCCUUUCCUCCUGAUUGUGGACGUCCUGGUUUUAAAUUGAACUUCCAUGUGAGCGGAGAGGCGACACUGUGCCGAUGCAGCGGCUGCCACUUCCACCGCGAUUCCUCUGAAAAUCUGGUUCGUUUCUUUGUGUUGUGAGGAACAAACAGCAGGAACCUUCAGACAGACGCUGACCUCUUCCAUUUUUACACGCUUUAAACUUGGAGAAGGGUGAGCUAGUCAGCCUAGUGCUGUAGUAGCGAAGUGUUGACCUGCAGCUGCCUGGUUAGGACAUGCUAGGCGGCUAACGUUGUAGCUGGGGUGGCAUUUAAACGGCAGCUCCUCUUCGGUGCAACAUCACCAGUUUAUUCACUCCCAUAAGAUGAAGUAACUCCGAAGCUACACAACAACAACGUUUACACAAACGAUCAGCUGCUAACUGUUGAACCCCACCUAUAGUAGCGCCUACAGCGCCAUCUGGUGACCAAACAGAAAUAAAACGCCUAUUUGACUCCUACAGAGACAUAUCUUUGACCAGGACCUCCCACCCUCGGUGUAAACCUAAAUCCUGGGACAUUUAAACGCGACAAACAACCGCCAGCUCCCGCUAACGUCCCGGGAGGAAUGUCCGCUUCUCCCGUUACAACACCGGGAUUUUUGUUUCCCUUUACGCGCAGUCGCUGCUGUGAAUCUUUAGAAAUGUAACGGAGUAACUCUCAUGACUUCUGACGUUGUAUUUUCAGCUGGACUCUUUCAGUUAGUGGUAGCAGUACCGAAUGGAGAACCCGACCCGUCCAGUUAGGUGAGUCGGUUCUAGCAGACGCCUCAGUAGGGACACCUGGUGGUUGGUCAGAUAAAUGAAGACCACACCUUGCUGUUGUAGUUGUCAAUUUAAAAAUGCAAGAAUAUUAGAGAGGGAAAAUGCCUGGAGAGUCAAAAUCAGACUGGUUUCCAUGGCGACUUCCUGCAUUUCAGUGACACUUCAUUAACAAGUUAAGCUUUAAACAGGAACUGAAUCUAAAACUGAGUCAUACCAAAGUUUUCUUGAACGUUGAGUGUCGGAAGCUUCUGAGCUGAAACAUAACAGUUUGAGCUGAUUGGACAGAAGAAACCCGACUUCCUGUGACCCAUUUCAACUGAUGGUUCUGCUGGGAAGAAUGGCUGACAUGGAGAUCCAAACAGCUUUUCUUAACAUUUCUAUUAAACUUUGUGAACACAUCAGCGAAUCGUCUGCAAACGUCUUUACAUUCAUACCAGCUGAAACAUUUUGAUGUAUUUUUAUCCUUAAUGAUAUCAGAUGAACAUCACAAGUACUUCACCUCUAAUAUAUCAGUGUGACCUUUGACCUUGGAGUUACAUAUUAUCAGCGCAUGUGACUCGGCUCUUAUCUUCUAGAUGUUUUUCCAGAACCAGUGACCCAGUUUGGUAUCAGUUCUGCUCUUUGUAAGGUAAUGUGUUUAAACAAUAACUUAUGUAACCAGUUCUAAACAGAACAGAACCGGUUUAAUUUGGGUUUGGGAGGUUCUGGAUGAGUUUUCCUGGGUUCGGUUCCGGUUAGUGUGAAAGUGGAAGUGUCAGUCGGCUCACCUGUCAGGUGGACCUGCCGGAUGACGGUCCUGCAUCGGCUACAGGGUCACAGGUCGCUGCCUUCACAUGCUCUCCGAUGGUCACAUGAUUCAGGAACUUCCUGUUUGAUAAGCUAACUCUUGUCUCCAGCUGCUUCUUUGUGUUUAAAGCAACGGGUCGGGUCCGGCUGGCCGCCGCCGGCUCAGGAGGACGAUGUUUCCUCCUGGAGCGGCUGCUUCCCGGCCGACCCGCUCCCACAUCAGCUGUCUGUGUCCCGAACAUCACCACCAAAACAAGAAGCUUCUCCUGCGGCCGUCGGGCCGGUUAUGUAGUCUCCACAUAUCCUCAUCCUCAAGUGCAAUUAGUGAAUGUACACAAAGACACGUAGCAUGAAGACACUCCAGGUCUGAGCUGCUCAGCUCCUCCACAGACUCACUCAGAGGCCCUGAAGCCAUCAAAGUGCCACACACACACACACACACACACACACACUCCUGCUCGGUGGAAAUGUCGUCGGUGUUUUCUGACCUGGUCUCCUGUUGGGCUGUGACUCUUUCUGUUCUGUGUUUUGCUGCUUCCUGCUGAUGAUGGAUUUUUGUUUUGAACUCAGAUGGUUGAGAACUUCCUGCACUGUAACACCAGAGUCCUCAUAAACACGUCCAACCUGAA
Molecule: messenger RNA, 4491 nt
Organism: Poecilia latipinna (sailfin molly)
Lineage: Eukaryota; Metazoa; Chordata; Actinopteri; Cyprinodontiformes; Poeciliidae
Product: protein MB21D2
Exons: 2
Coding region: 110-1621 (503 amino acids)
Source: RefSeq, a predicted model, not a curated record